Coccomyxa subellipsoidea C-169 is the source of this 1080-nucleotide messenger RNA. RefSeq lists its product as hypothetical. The record is from RefSeq and is a predicted model, not a curated record. Gene Ontology annotation, molecular function: calcium ion binding. The transcript is spliced from 8 exons. Gene Ontology annotation, biological process: mitochondrial calcium ion homeostasis; calcium import into the mitochondrion. NCBI's taxonomy places the organism in Eukaryota, Viridiplantae, Chlorophyta, Trebouxiophyceae, Coccomyxaceae. The annotation marks the transcript as partial. Gene Ontology annotation, cellular component: uniplex complex.
CGACGCAAGGUGUUCUUCAAGUAUGAGAAGCGCAUCAGGGACCUGUCCCCUCCAGACAAAGUGUUUGACUAUUUUGCGUCCAUUACUGGCGCUGAUGGCAAUAGGUAUAUGACGCCAGCAGAUCUGUUGCACUCCCUGGUGGCUGUGUACCCAGCUGAAGGGUCAAGCGCAGAGCGCUCAGGUGCACUGCAAGGAGAUCGACGCGCUCACGACUUCUUCAAGCAAUUUGACACGGAUGGCGACGGCUACAUUUCCUUCACAGAAUACCUGAUGAUUGUCACUUUCCUUGCAAUUCCCUUGGAGGCAAGAUUCCUGCUCUGGGCAGCUUUGAAUAUCAUAUUUUCCAUGUUUGAUGACGAUGACAGUGGAGCGAUUUCUCUGCAAGAGUUCAGGAGAGUAACCACUGCUCUGAGAUUACGGUUGAGGCGGGUCAGCCACCUACAACGCACUGGACUGCAGACAGACACAGGGGAUGAGACACAAGGGUUGCUGGUGACCUUCUUUGGGAAGAAGGGGCAGGAUCAGCUGGACCUGAAGCAUUUUGCAGCGUUCUGCACAGAGUUGCACGCAGAGCUUGUAAGGCUGGAGUUUCUCCAUUAUGACAUCAAGGGACAGGGUUACAUAUCUGGGACGAGCUUUGCCCACAGCCUGGUCUCUCAUUGCAACAUGCGGAAUGUGGACCACUUCCUGAGCAGAAUUGACAAUUUACCUGAUAAGAUCAAGGCCUUGAAGGUGACAUGGGCAGAGUUCCAGCAGUUUGCACAACUGCGACAAAAUGUGCACAAACUGGCGGUUGCCCUGGAUUUCUUCUACUCCACAACGGACCGGAUAGGCCGCGCCGAUUUCCAACGCGCUGUGGCCAAGAUCCUGGGAGACACACUUGCUGAGGACUUGGUGGACGUCAUCUUUGCUAUCUAUGAUCCCAAAGAGCAGGAUAAUUUGGCCUACAAGGAAUUGCUGUAUGCCCUGGAGAAGAGAGAAGGCAACAUGAUAUAUGCCAAACAGAUGCUGGAUUUGAAUUCUGACACAGAGGUGCAAAGUGUCUUCAGUCGCCUCAGAAGCUCUUUUAUGCCACAAUAA